AUGAAGCCAACGUUCCCCGUUUCCAGGACGGCAUCUUCCUCCCCACUGGACAUGAGCCAAUCCUCCCGGCAGGCGCUGCGCUUUCGCCAGCAGACAGAGCUGCGAGCAUCACAUGGUGUGCGUGAGAGAGGGCGGUUGCCGAUCAAUUCCUCUCCUGCCAGAGUCCCAGCCCAAAUCCCCAUCCUGGGGCGAGGGCGGUGGGCUCACAGUGCUGAAGCCCAGGCACUGCAAGUCCCAGAAGAGCAAAGCGAAGCGAGGGCCUCCCUGGCACAGCCAGCUGGUUGGAAAGGGCAGGCGGUAUCUCUCGCAUAUCUCCCAGGAAGGCAACGUGCCCACAGAAGUGACCGGCACAAGGUACAGAUCCUCUCUGAAGCUGUGGCUGCAGCCUCGGGGGCACCGGUGCCAGGGGACAGAGCCAAGGCAUGCAUUAAACCGUUCACAGCCCCGACCAGACCAGGAUUCAAUGGGACCGAGAAGGUGCUGACCAAUCAGGUCCCCUGGCAGGGCCCCGCCUCCAAUGCCCGCUGCCCAAGCCACGCCACCACAGCUCGGGUGCCACCAGCUCAGUUAACCUCUGCUGGACUCAGAUGGAAAGGCCUCACCCUGCCUCCUGGCUUCCAGACCACAAGGAUCCAAAGGUUUCCACGGAGCAGCCUGGUGGAGCGCCACAUCCAUCAGCACUUUGGGUCCCGGAACCGCAGCGGUGGCUCACCAGCACCUACGAGAGGGAGAAGGCAGAGAAUCCAGCCCACUCUGCCUGUACCACCCAGCAUGACACCCUCAGUCACCACCAACUCUCCCGAGGUCGGCUGACACCUCUGCCUGGCGAAGGCAGAUUUCCGGAAACUCCAAGGAGGGGGGGGGGGGUGAGGGCAGGGAGCAGGCGCAGUUCCCGGAUGCCGGAGCUGAGCUUGCCCUCAUGUAUCCUAAAGAAAAUCAAGGGAAGGAGGAGGAAGGGGUGGGGAAAGGCAGGGAAGACAAGAGGUCCAACAGAAGGAAGGGGGAGGUCAAGGCAAGGCAAACAGGAAAC
This is a messenger RNA of Myotis daubentonii (Daubenton's bat), 1030 nucleotides long. RefSeq lists its product as uncharacterized. The transcript is spliced from 4 exons. NCBI's taxonomy places the organism in Eukaryota, Metazoa, Chordata, Mammalia, Chiroptera, Vespertilionidae. The record is from RefSeq and is a predicted model, not a curated record. The coding region runs from base 1 to 813 and encodes 270 amino acids.